Teleopsis dalmanni is the source of this 4407-nucleotide messenger RNA. It is a transcript of the gene Top3alpha, whose product is annotated as DNA topoisomerase 3-alpha. Gene Ontology annotation, molecular function: DNA topoisomerase type I (single strand cut, ATP-independent) activity; zinc ion binding; DNA binding. The record is from RefSeq and is a predicted model, not a curated record. The coding region runs from base 95 to 4225 and encodes 1376 amino acids. Gene Ontology annotation, cellular component: chromosome; nucleus. Lineage: Eukaryota; Metazoa; Arthropoda; Insecta; Diptera; Diopsidae. The transcript has 13 exons. Gene Ontology annotation, biological process: DNA topological change.
AUCGUUUUAGUGACAUUUCCAUCCUCACAAGACAUGCAAAAACGCUCAAAAGUUCAAAUGUAUAGUGAAAUUAAUGCUUUAAUAUAAAAGUUAAAUGUUAAAAAUCGUAAGAUGUCUUCCGAAACUUUGUGUGAGAAAUUAUACUAAAAAAAUAAAGGAAGAGAUGAAGUACUUGAACGUUGCGGAAAAAAAUGAUGCAGCUAAAACGAUUGCUGGGCUUCUGUCCAGAGGCAGCGCGAAUCGCCGUAAUGGCUUGUCUGUUUAUAAUAAAAUUUAUGAUUUCGAAACGACAGUAGCCGGUCGUAAAUGUAAGAUGGUUAUGACUUCAGUUUCUGGUCACUUGUUGCAUUUAGAGUUCUUGCAAUCUUAUCGUAACUGGCGGAAUGUAGAUCCACAAUCUUUAUUUGAUGCGCCAGUACGUAAAUCAUGUGGUGAAGAUUAUUUGCCCAUAAAGCGUACAUUGGAACGUGAAAUACGUAGUUGUCAAGGUCUUAUUGUAUGGACGGAUUGCGAUCGUGAAGGCGAAAAUAUUGGUGUAGAAAUUGUUGAUGUCUGCCGUGCCAUAAAACCAAAUAUUACCGUUCAUCGUGCGAUAUUUUCAGAAAUUACAACCGCUGCUGUUAAACGUGCAUUGCAACAGUUAAAAACUCCCGAUUUAAAACAGAGUGAUGCUGUAGACGUACGCACUGAAUUGGAUUUACGCACUGGUGCGGCUAUUACGCGUUUUCAAACAAUGCGCUUGCAGCGCCUUUUUCCGGAGAAAAUCGCCGAGAAACUUAUAUCGUAUGGUAGCUGUCAAAUACCUACACUAGGUUUUGUAGUUGAACGCUACAAGGAAAUAGAGGCAUUUGUGUCUGAACCAUUUUGGAAAAUCAAGGUAAUACAUACGAUCGAUGAUUUAACUGUAGAGUUUGCUUGGGCUCGCAAUCGUUUGUUUGAUAAGCAAAUUUGUGAAGAUUAUUUAUUGCUUUGUCUUGCCGAUCCACGAGCCGCAGUAGAAAAUGUUACCGUAAAACCUAAAAGUAAGUGGCGACCAACACCAAUGGAUACAGUUGAAAUGGAAAAGUUGGGUUCACGUAAAUUAAAACUCUCUGCAAAAGAAACUAUGACCAUUGCCGAAAAAUUAUAUACCAAAGGUAUAAUAAGUUAUCCUCGCACGGAAACAAAUAUUUUUUCCAAAGAAAUUGAUUUACGUUCUUUGGUGGAGCAGCAAACAUCACAUGAUAAUUGGGGUUCAUUUGCACAAAGAGUUAUGGAAUGGGGACCAAAUCCACGAAAUGGCAGUAAAUCUGAUCAAGCGCAUCCACCGAUACAUCCAACUAAAUUAGUUACAGAUUUACAAGGCAAUGAAGCCCGAGUCUAUGAAUUGAUUUGUCGACAUUUUUUGGCUUGCGUUAGUAAAGACGCUACUGGUUCAGAGACCAUAGUAAACAUUGAUAUUGCUGGAGAAAAAUUUACAGCAACCGGCUUAUGUAUUUAUGAACGCAAUUACUUGGAUGUGUACAUAUAUGAUAAAUGGAAUGCUAAACAAAUACAUAAAUACGAACAAGGUCAAGUUUUCGAACCAACUGACAUAUCACUACAUGAAGGUGCUACAACUGCACCACCAUUAUUGACAGAGGCUGAUUUAAUUUCACUUAUGGAAAAACACGGAAUCGGUACAGAUGCAACACAUGCUGAACACAUUAAUACCAUUAAAGAAAGAGGCUACAUUGGGGUUAUUGAUAAGGGAUUCUUAGUGCCUGGUGUGAUUGGCAUGGGUCUGUAUGAAGGAUACGAUGCUAUGGACUUAGCAUUAGCAAAACCGUUUUUGCGUGCAGAAUUUGAGAGCGAUUUAAAAAAGAUAUGUUCCGGUGAAAAAGAUCCAAAAGUAGUACUGGUAGAACAAAUACGUAAAUAUAAAGAGGCCUAUAAACAGAUAAUGGAUAAAGUUCAAGCGAUGGAUGAGAAAAUAGCUUUGCGCGUAAAUGAGACACCUUCCACAAAUAAUGCGAAUACUCCUGGUGAUCCACAAGUUUAUGUUGAGAACAAUCCCAAUCGCAUACAGGAAUUAUUUCAGUGUCCAAAAUGCAAUGUAGCGCCAUUAGCACUUAAAGCUAAGAAAAAUAAUAGUGGACACUUUAUUGGUUGUCUAAACUUUCCUGAUUGUAAAAAUGUUGUCUGGUUACCAGAUGAAUGCAAAGAGCCAUCUGUGCAUUCACAAACAUGCGAACGCUGUGGUUCAAAUGUUAAAUUGUUGAAAUUCAAAUUUUCUAAUGUCUACUACAAAACAUUAUUUGGCGCGCCAAAUGGUUGGUAUAAGACCUGUCUACGUUGUGACGAACAAUUUCGUAGUACUUUUAACAUUAAUUUGGAAAAUAUAAAAAAUAUUGGUGCUAUUGUCAGUGAUACAUCUACAAGUGUCACCAAUAUUACUUCGGUUCCUGAAAGAAGUAAUAAUUCUACUUCUGCUGCUGGCAGUUCAGGUAUAAAUACCGGAAAUUCUUUAUUUAUUACAAGAUCUACUUCUGACACGAGUGGAACGAAACAAUCUAAAUCUAAAAAGACAACUAGUACUGAAAAUAAACCUCAACCGAAAAAGAGAUCUUCAAAUACCACAACAACAACCACGGCAAAGAAGAGAAAAGCUGAUUCUAAUAUUCGUAGUUAUUUUACACAAGCAUCUACCACUACAAGAAGUACUGAAAAUGAAGCCAUAGCAGCAGCAGAAUUGAAUGAUAUACCACUGGAUGAAUUUUUCGAUAGUAACGAUGGUUUUGAAGAUAUUAUGCUUGAAGCAGAAACUUCCGUUAAUAAUGAAACAAAUAGAGGAGAUGCAAGGUCAACAACAACAACUGCAGCAAUUGUCUCGAAUCGCAACUCCAAUGACAAUAUGCGUUCCGCAAAUGCAACGUCUAACAGUGAUGCCUAUGACAAUACCUACUUAUCUUCAAUGUUUAAUGAUGAUAGUGCAGAUUUUACUUGGGGUACAGGAGAAUACAACAAAAGUAAUCAAAAUCCUGCUCGCACAACAACAGUUUCCAUCAUAGAUCAAAACUUAGAUGAUAGUUUUGAUGCUAUACUUCGUGGUGAAAAUCCUCCUGAUGAUAUCUUUCCAUGGGGAACUGCAGAGCGUAGAAAACUUAACAAAGGAAACGGAACAAAAGGAACAAAACCUCAACAAACAGUAACUUAUUAUGAUUAUGAUGAACAUGAUGAUGACGAUUAUAAUUUGUAUAACGGUUCAACAAGGGCGCGGCUGACAGAAGUUAUAAAAUGCACUGGUUGCCACCAAGAAGCUAAAUUAUUAACAGUGAAGAAAAAUUCUCCAAACCAAGGUAGAGAAUUUUAUGUCUGUCCAAAAAGUAAUGCGUGCAAAUUUUUUCAAUGGGUGGAUGAAGCAAGUGCCAAUGAGCCUGAAAAUAAUGCAGUACCCUACAGAGAUCGUGCGUUCUCAUCCCAAAGAACAACAAAUACCUGGGGAUCUCAAGGUAGUCCUGGAGGAGAUUGGGGUUCUGAAGACAGACCCAAAGGUGGUUGGGGUUCUGGGGAUAAAUCUAGACGUACUUUGGGAUCUGAAGACAGAUUCGGUAGUAGUUGGGCAGUCGAAGAUGAACCUAGUGGUACUUGGGGGUCUAAAGAUAAAUCCAGGGGUACUUGGGGAUCUGAAGAUAGAUCUAGCAAUAGUCGAGGAUCUCAAGAUAAUUCUAGCAGUAUUUGGGGAACUCGAGAUCGACAAAAAGAUGGAUGGGAGGAAAAAAAUUUUGGAAACAUUUCGCUUCAGAGAAGAAGUAGUAAUUGGGAAACACAAGAUCAGACAUCCGUUUCAAAUUCUAGUGAUUUUAAAAACAGAGGAAAAAGUAAAUGGUAUUCAGACGAACCAACAACUUCUGCUAAUGCUAACAUUAUGCGGAAUGCGUGGAAGAAGUCUACAGAAACUGAAACAAGUGUUAAUUGUAAUUGUGGCAAACCAGCUAGCAGCCUCAUUGUACGAAAAGAAGGUAUGAAUAAGGGACGUCCAUUUCAUGGUUGUGUAGCACGUACGUGUGGCUUUUUUAAAUGGGCUGAUGAAGCACCAACCAAUUCUGGUUCAGUUAGUGCUACGGUUGUUAAUUCAAAUGAUCAAAACACACAAAACAAAAAAGAUAAUAAUCAACCGUCCAACAAGGGACGUAAGUGUGGACUAUGUCGUCAGCAAGGACACACAAAACUAAAAUGUCCAAGAAAAGCUGAAUUUGAAUAUUAAAUAUAUUAUAUAGAUUCAUAAUAGUUGUUGUUAUAAGAAAUACUAGAAAUACUAUGUAUAAAGAAAUACUCACGAAAAUUUUUUAACAAAUUCUUCGAUAGAUGUGUAAUUAAUCUUUAUAUAUAUGUAUAUACUUUAGAAAAUCGUUUCUACGUGCAUCAGCACAAAGUACUGUAUUUUAA